AAUCCCCCUCAACACCGACGUCCGGCGAACCUGUAACCCGUCGUCAUUCUGGCUUUCCAAUCUAAAUUCGGAGGAGGACCUGCGGCCGUGGCCUCUCCAAUGGCCCAGGCAAAUGCAGAACCCGUGCAGGAAGAAUACGAGUAUGUGCCUCGGCCGGAAUCUCCAAGUCUCUCGCUACAUGGACAGUACACUGACGCUGAUAUCAGUUAUGAGGGUCUCGAUGAUACCUAUUCAGUCGGCCAGAAACUCGCUGCCGGCGCCAUCGCUGGUAUUGUCGUACGUCACUUCAUGUCAAAUACACUUACUCGAAUUCGGUAUAUUGAUGUAUGACUAGGAGCACACAUGCAUGUAUCCAAUGGAUAACGUCAAGGUAAGCAAGAGUCGCCACAGCCCAGCUUUCGCUUGCUAAUCACCAUGCUAACAAUGAUCCAGACCCGAAUGCAAGUCUUACAUAAAACACCCUCCGCCGUCUACAAUGGAGUGAUCUCAUCGUUGGCGCGGAUCCAGACGGUUGAGGGAACUCGUGCUCUGUGGCGGGGAAUGUCUAGCGUGGUUAUAGGCGCAGGUUGGUAAAUCGAAAAACCAACACAUUACCGAAGCUCACCAUGCGAUAGGUCCGGCGCAUGCCGUCUACUUUACCACAAUGGAGGCCGUAAAGGAAGCUAUGGGGGCGAAUAACACCAAGGAACACCAAGACUUGGCAUCAGGUACAGAUAUACCCAUGACGGAAUUUUGCUGUUGAUGCUAACACCCAUCAGUGGUCAGCGGAGCAGCCGCAUGUGUCACAAGUGAAGUGAUAAUGACUCCUUUUGACGGUAAUUUAAAUCUAAUCCGGUACUGUGAAUUCAACUAAUAUCGUAAAGUCAUCAAGCAGCGCAUGCAAAUCCACAACUCGAGAGCCUUGUACAAGUCAGCAAUCGACUGCGUCAGACAUGUCUAUGCAGCCGAAGGAUGGAAGGCAUUCUAUGUUUCAUAUCCCACCACCAUUAUGGUUGCCGUUCCAUUCACCUCCAUUCAAUUCUUUGUUUACGAACGCUUCAAGAAGACCAUGAACCCAUCUGGAGAGUACAAACCAGGAAUUCAUGCCAUGGGUGGUUUCCUUGCUGGAGGAACUGCUGCCGCGAUGACCAAUCCACUGGAUGUGGUGAAAACGAUGCUUCAAACCAGAGGAGCUGGAGCCGAUACGGAAUUGAGAAACGUCAGCAAGUUCGUUGAAGGAGUCAAGCUUGUGUACAAGAAAGAAGGCUUCAGGGGAUAUGCCAAGGGAAUGCAAGCUCGCGCACUUACAGCCAUGCCUAGCAUGGGUGUUUGUUGGAUGUCCUACGAGUUUUGCAAGUAAGUGCUCUUGAAUUUGGGUCGUGGGGAUCUCGCUAAUAUCCUUCUUCUAGGUCUUGGUUCAUCCAAUCAAACCAGGUCUAAUUCUUUGACC
Hymenoscyphus albidus is the source of this 1429-nucleotide messenger RNA. The record is from the annotation of a GenBank genome assembly. Lineage: Eukaryota; Fungi; Ascomycota; Leotiomycetes; Helotiales; Helotiaceae.